UUAUUUAAUUCCUACCAAUAGAUGCCUCUUCCAGUGUUUCCGGGAGAGUCUCUAAAUAAUCCUAUAAAUUGUCGAAACUGCUGUAAAAGAAAUGUUUACCCUUCUGUUGAUCAUGUGACUGUUAUCAUCACGUGCCCCAGAGCGCAUCGCUGUGUAAACCGCUGGCUGUCUUGUCAAACACAACCACCACAUUUUACAUUUAUCCGUCCGUGAAAAUGGAAGGACGUGCCAGAAGCAGAUCUCCAGGGAGGAGAUACGAUGGCGAAAGAGACCGACCGAAAAAGACAGGAGGAGGCUUCCGGUGGAAGGAGAAAAGACGCGACGAUGAUCACGGCGACGACCGCAGGUUAGACCGGGGAUACAGAGACAGAGGCGAUCGCGGAGACCGGGGACGUUCGCCACGAAGGGACAGGGACGGAGAUCGGUAUGGAGACAGACACAGGGAUAGCGAUCGCGAUCGAAGACGACCCGACGGCGACAAGGAGAAAGAGGAGCGCCGGGAAAGAAAGAGAGAGAAGAGGGAAAAGAAGGCCGCUGCAGCUAUGCCGCAAUCUUCAGAGCCGAUGAUUGUUGUCCAUGUCAACGAUCGUCUGGGAACGAAAGCUGCGAUUCCUUGUCUGGCGUCAGACCCGAUUAAGCUGUUCAAGGCCCAAGUUGCUGCCCGUAUCGGGCGCGAACCUCACGAGAUUCUACUUAAACGCCAGGGCGAGCGUCCCUUCAAAGACCAACUUACACUGGAGGAUUACGGUGUCUCGAAUGGUGUCCAAAUUGACCUUGAGGUUGGAACGGGAGAAUAAACACUCCAGACAUGAAACGAUCUGCGCAUUGCGAGCUUAUGCUUCUGCUCCCUUUUUAUAUUUGUAUCAAAAAUCAAUAAUCUGGAUCUGGAGCAAUGAGGAGUUCUUUAUCAGGAGUUCCUUUCCUUUCUUCUUUCUUUCUUGUUCUCUUAAUACUCUUGGAACGGAUAUUCCCAAAUGCAACCUCUCAUGUAUCUACCAGCAAAUGGAGACCCAUGCCCUCAUUGUAAAUCAGCAACUAGCUUUCCAUGGUGCCUUGUGCUACAUGCUGACCAUUUGCUGAUUGCUCUUUUGUUGCCUGGAUGAUGUUAUUUCCCUCGUUUUUCCUGCUUCGGCGGGGCUCUGGAGAAUGCAACGCCCGCACUAAGCCUGUUCCGGUAUGUUUCUGCCUGUUUUAUGAGGCUGCCACGGUAGACGCCCGAGGCAGGAAAAAAAACGUCCGGUUGGUUCCACUGCGAGAGGC
Molecule: messenger RNA, 1260 nt
Organism: Aspergillus wentii DTO 134E9
Lineage: Eukaryota; Fungi; Ascomycota; Eurotiomycetes; Eurotiales; Aspergillaceae
Product: ubiquitin-like protein HUB1
Exons: 3
Coding region: 216-797 (193 amino acids)
Biological process (GO): mRNA splicing, via spliceosome; protein modification process
Cellular component (GO): nucleus; cytoplasm
Molecular function (GO): protein tag activity
Source: RefSeq, a predicted model, not a curated record